AUGGUAAAGUCACGAAAAGAAGCAGAAAGCCAAGUCCGUUCCUGGGGAUUCGGUCACGUAUUUACGUGGACUGAUAGCCCCAACGCGCACUACUCGCCACACAAGCACAGCGGCAAGACCACACACCUCGUCCUCAAUGGCUCCAUAACAUAUACAUAUCCCGACGAUCCUGAUGCGAAAAAGGAAACAAUAGGCCCUGGCGCAAGAUGGGACGUAGAUGCGAACAAGGUACACGAAGUAUGGGUGGGAGACGAGGGAUGUACAUAUGUCAUUGGAGAAUGA
Messenger RNA from Alternaria postmessia, 282 nucleotides. RefSeq lists its product as uncharacterized. Lineage: Eukaryota; Fungi; Ascomycota; Dothideomycetes; Pleosporales; Pleosporaceae. The record is from RefSeq and is a predicted model, not a curated record. The transcript is spliced from 2 exons. The coding region runs from base 1 to 282 and encodes 93 amino acids.